AUGAAAAAGAAGGAUGGAUCGUUACGUCUGUGCAUUGAUUACAGAAAGCUGAACAAGGUGACUGUCAAGAACAAGUAUCCCCUUCCCAGGAUUGAUGAUUUAUUUGACCUGUUGCAGGGAGUUACAACAGAAGUCGAGCAUGAAGAGCAUUUGUGGAAAGUUUUGGAGACGUUGAGGGCCAAUAAGCUGUAUGCUAAGUUUUCUAAAUGUGAAUUUUGGUUGAAGCAGGUAUCCUUCCUAGGGCAUGUAGUAUCGAAGAAAGGUGUCUCUGUGGAUCCUGCAAAGGUUGAGGCAGUUACGAGUUGGGCUCGUCCAACCACAGUUAGUGAGGACCUCAAGCAGAGGCUGGUUUCAGCCCUAGUUCUUACAGUACCGAAUGGAUUAGGUGGUUUUUUCAUUUACAGUGAUGCGUCCAAGAAGGGGUUGGGAUGCAUAUUGAUGCAGCAGGGCAGAGUAGUUGCUUACGCUUUAUAUCAGCUAAAGAAGCAUGGACAGAAUAAUCCCACGCAUGACUUAGAGGAACUGGAGAGGGCAGAGAUUGUAGUGGCUCUGGGAAAGGUAACGGCACAGUUAGCACAAUUAUCGGUGCGACCGAGUCUAAGGCAGAAGAUUAUUGAUGCACAGCGAGACGACCCUUAUCUGGAAGAGAGAGUUCGUAGGGUGGAGUCAGGCCAGGAUGGCGAAUUCUCAGUUCCAGUAGAAUGGCCUCCUUUAUCAAGGGCGUAUGUGCGUGCCAGCAGUGAAAGCCUCGAGGCAGAAGCCAGCAGGCUUGUUACAGCUAUUGAGUGCACCAGAAUGGAAGUGGGAGCAUGUGUCUAUGGACUUCAUCGUGGGGUUGCCUCGGACAGUCAAAGGUUUAACUGUGAUAUGGGUCGUGGUAGACAGACUUACGAAGUUAGCACAUUACUUGGGAAGCCCACCUUUUCAGUGAAUAACUACCAGUCUACUAUUGGGAUGUCACCCUUUAAGGCCCUAUAUGGGAAGAGUUGCAGGUCCCCUGUGUGUUGGGAUGAGGUAGUAGAGAGGAAAUUGUUAAGACCUGAAUUGGUGCAGACCAUGAAUGAUGCAAUACAGAAGAUCAAGGCUCAUAUGCAAAUAGCUCAAAGCAGACAGAAGAGUUAUGCCGAUGUAAGACGUAAAGACCUGGAAUUUGAAACUGAUGUGAAAGUGUUCUUAAAAGUGACACCCACGAAAGGUAUUAUGAGGUUUUGCAGGAAGGGAAAGUUGAAUCCGAGAUUCAUUGGACCUUUCGAGGUCCUGAAACGAGUUGGCCCCAUAGCUUACCGUUUGGCAUUGCCCCCAGCACUGUCUUCAGUUCAUAAUGUCUCAAAGUCGUCAUCCAUUGGGAUUUAA
This is a messenger RNA of Benincasa hispida (wax gourd), 1353 nucleotides long. The record is from RefSeq and is a predicted model, not a curated record. Lineage: Eukaryota; Viridiplantae; Streptophyta; Magnoliopsida; Cucurbitales; Cucurbitaceae.